AGUUUCGUAUUUCAUUGAACUUCCGGUAGCCUGAGGGAAAAUCUGUCGGCAUGUCGGAAGAAAUAGAGAAAGCACAGCAAGCUAAACCUGGAGGAGAUACCAUCUUUGGAAAAAUUGCGCGCAAGGAAAUUCCUUGCGAAUUUAUUUACGAAGAUGAUCAGUGUGUGGCUUUCAAUGACCUCAGUCCACAAGCUCCUGUUCACUUUUUGGUGAUUCCAAAGAAACCAAUCUCCCGAUUAUCCGAGGCAGAGGAUGCUGAUGAACAGCUCCUGGGUCACUUGGUAUUAGCAGCCAAGAAGGUUGCCAAGCAACAGGGGUUGAAUGAGGGCUACCGAUUGGUCAUCAAUGACGGGCCAAUGGGAGGACAGUCGGUGUACCACAUACACAUACACGUUAUGAGUGGGCGACAGAUGGGCUGGCCCCCGGGAUAAUUACCCACAAUAUCUGUGUAUCCAUGUUCCUGUCUUUAAAUACUAUUUACAUAUUUCAGACAUUUGAGGACCAUGGAUUGUUCAAUGUAAAAUUUUGGUGCAAAGCUUACAGUAUAACUGGUUUUUUCAGUAAAAGUGUAAAAACAA
Magallana angulata is the source of this 578-nucleotide messenger RNA. Its product is annotated as adenosine 5'-monophosphoramidase HINT1-like. Gene Ontology annotation, biological process: purine ribonucleotide catabolic process. Gene Ontology annotation, cellular component: cytoplasm; nucleus. The transcript is spliced from 3 exons. Bases 51 to 431 code for a protein of 126 amino acids. NCBI's taxonomy places the organism in Eukaryota, Metazoa, Mollusca, Bivalvia, Ostreida, Ostreidae. Gene Ontology annotation, molecular function: hydrolase activity. The record is from RefSeq and is a predicted model, not a curated record.